Molecule: messenger RNA, 1209 nt
Organism: Vicia faba (fava bean)
Lineage: Eukaryota; Viridiplantae; Streptophyta; Magnoliopsida; Fabales; Fabaceae
Source: the annotation of a GenBank genome assembly
AUGGCAUAUUCAAGAGAUGGUGAAGAGCUGAGUCCAGCUGGAAGGUUGUUUCAUUCACCAUCCUUUAACUGUUAUGUGAUUGCCAUCCUUGGUUGCAAGACAAACAUGAAUGUUCAAGUUAUUAAAGAAGGUUUAUGUCACACUCUUCUUAAGCAUCCUAGGUUCACCAGCAUACCUGUUAAGAAAGGAAGAAAAACAAGAUGGACAAAAACAACAAUUGACUUAGACAACCACAUCAUAGUACCACAAAUAGAUUCCAAACCAGACCACCCAGAUAGAUUUGUUGAGGACUACAUUUCAAAUUUUACCAAAACACCACUAGACAUAUCCAAACCACUAUGGGAACUUCACCUCCUGAACAUCAAAACCUCAACUGCAGAAUCAGUUGGAAUAUUCAGAAUCCACCAUUCACUUGGUGACGGCUCACAUGGGGUUGAGCUCAAUACCAAGAAAUUUGUUCAUCGGACAGUUAGUAUGGAUGACAUUAAACUCGUCAAGACUGAAAUGAAAACGACCAUCAAUGAUGUUGUGUUGGGGUUAGCACAAGCUGGUAUCACUCGUUACUUGGAUCGAGAAUAUGGUGUGGAACAUAAAAAUGAUAAUACCACAACGCGGAGAAAAAGUAAUAUCCCCAACAACAUUCGCCUCCGGGCUUCGAUUCUUAUUAACAUUAGACCUUCUCCCGGAAUUCAGGAUUUAGCAGAUAUGAUGGCUGAGAAAGGAAAAGCCAAAUGGGGUAACAAAAUGGGAUACGUAACUUGUCCUUUUAAUACUACCUUACAAGAAGAUCCAUUGGAAUAUGUUCGUCAAGCUAAGGCCACAAUUGACAGAAAAAAACACUCAUUGGAAGCUAUUUGCUCUUAUGCUUGUGCAAAAUUGGCUCUCAAUUUAUUUGGAGCUAAGGUUGCUGGUGCUAUAACAAGAAGAGUUUUAGUUCACACUACUAUAGCCUUUUCUAAUGUGGCUGGUCCAGUGGAAGAAAUUAGCUUUUAUGGACAUCCUGUUGCAUACAUUGUUCCAAGUGUAUAUGGACAUCCACAUGCACUAACCAUUCACUUUCAAAGUUAUGCUAAUCAGAUGACAAUUUCUCUGGCAGUGGAUCCAACCAUCAUUCCAAAUCCUUACCUCCUAUGUGAUGAUUUAGAAGAAUCACUCAAACUCAUUUGUGAUAAUGUUGUUAAGAAAAAGCACAUUGCUGAAAUUAUUUAA